This is a messenger RNA of Lacerta agilis (Sand lizard), 2242 nucleotides long. RefSeq names its product 5-aminoimidazole-4-carboxamide ribonucleotide formyltransferase/IMP cyclohydrolase (gene ATIC). Lineage: Eukaryota; Metazoa; Chordata; Lepidosauria; Squamata; Lacertidae. Gene Ontology annotation, cellular component: cytosol. The coding region runs from base 77 to 1858 and encodes 593 amino acids. Gene Ontology annotation, biological process: 'de novo' IMP biosynthetic process. The transcript is spliced from 16 exons. The record is from RefSeq and is a predicted model, not a curated record. Gene Ontology annotation, molecular function: IMP cyclohydrolase activity; phosphoribosylaminoimidazolecarboxamide formyltransferase activity.
UUACGCUUCCCCCCAUGUGGGACCGAUCCUUCUCCUGCGGAUCAGCUGCUCCUGGGCGCCUCGGAGGGCAGCGAACAUGGCUUCAAGGCAGCAGCUUGCUUUAUUCAGUGUCUCAGACAAGACCGGCCUAGUGGAAUUUGCAAAAUGCCUCAGUUCCUUGGGUUUGGGAUUGGUUGCUUCUGGAGGAACCGCAAAGACCCUUCGGGAUGCAGGCCUGAACGUCAGAGAUGUUUCUGAUCUCACUGGCUUUCCGGAAAUGUUGGGAGGGCGUGUGAAGACCCUUCAUCCUGCCGUGCAUGCAGGUAUUCUGGCUCGGGACAUCCCACAAGAUAAAGCUGACAUGGAUAAAUUGGAUUUCAGCCUUGUAAGAGUUGUAGUUUGCAACCUCUACCCCUUUGUCAAGACAGUCGCAUCUCCAGGUGUAACUAUCCCAGAAGCAGUCGAACAGAUUGACAUAGGAGGUGUUGCCUUACUGAGGGCUGCUGCAAAGAACCACGCCCGCGUGUCUGUUGUGUGUGAUCCUGGGGACUAUCGCACCAUAGCAAAGGAAAUGCAGGCGUCCAGCGCUAAGGAUACGACUUUGGAAACUCGGCAGCAACUGGCUCUGAAGGCUUUCACUCACACUGCUCAGUAUGACAUGGCCAUCUCUGAUUACUUCAGGAAAGAGUACAGCAAAGGGGUGUCUCAACUUCCCCUGAGGUAUGGCAUGAAUCCACACCAGACUCCUGCUCAGCUCUACACCUUGAGGUCUAAGCUUCCUCUUUCAGUUCUGAAUGGCUCUCCUGGGUUCAUAAACCUGUGUGAUGCUCUGAAUGCCUGGCAGCUGGUCAAGGAGCUCAAACAGGCUUUGGGCAUUCCAGCCGCAGCCUCCUUCAAACAUGUCAGUCCAGCAGGUGCAGCUGUUGGCAUCCCUCUCACUGAACAGGAAGCUCAAGUCUGCAUGGUGCACGACAUACACCACACCCUGACGCCCUUGGCAUCUGCAUAUGCGCGAGCAAGAGGUGCUGAUAGGAUGUCGUCUUUUGGUGACUUCAUUGCUCUCUCUGACACCUGUGACGUCCCCACAGCGAAGAUUAUUUCCAGAGAGGUAUCUGAUGGGAUUGUGGCUCCAGGCUAUGAUGAUGAAGCCCUCAAAAUCCUAUCCAAAAAGAAAAAUGGAAGCUACUGCGUCCUCCAGAUGGACCCAGCUUAUGAGCCGGAUGAAAACGAAAUCCGCACUCUGUUUGGAUUGCAUUUGAUGCAGAAGAGGAACGAUGGCGUGAUUGACCGAUCUCUGUUCAAAAACAUCGUUACUAAAAAUAAAAGUCUGCCUGAGCCAGCAGUCCGAGAUCUGAUCGUUGCCAGCAUCGCUGUCAAAUACACCCAGUCUAAUUCGGUUUGUUAUGCCAAGAAUGGACAGGUGGUUGGCAUUGGGGCAGGGCAGCAGUCCCGAAUCCAUUGCACCCGACUGGCUGGAGAUAAGGCAAACCACUGGUGGCUCAGGCACCACCCACGGGUGCUCUCCAUGAAGUUCAAAGCUGGAGUGAAAAGAGCGGAAAUCUCUAAUGCUAUCGAUCAGUAUGUCACAGGGACCAUUGGAGAGGAUGAAGAUCUUGUCAAGUGGAAGGCGCUGUUCAAGGAAGUCCCGGCUUUGCUAACUGAGGCAGACCAAAAGGCAUGGAUUGGGAAACUGAAUGGAGUCUCGCUCAGCUCUGAUGCUUUCUUCCCUUUUAGGGAUAACGUGGACAGAGCAAAGCGGAGCGGAGUCCAGUUCAUUGCUGCCCCUUCUGGUUCAGCAGCUGACCAAGUUGUGAUCGAAGCCUGUGAUGAGCUGGGAAUAACUCUCGUUCAUACCAGCCUCCGUCUCUUCCACCACUGAAGCUCCCGCACGUUGCCACUGCAGACAUUCCCCUUUGCUCAUUUGCUUGUCUCUUUGCUUUAGGCAGGGAAAGCAUCCUCAUUCACGGGUUCUUGCUUGCUUUCUAAAAAGCCAGUCCUCACGGGCACAUUUCACUUCUUUUUCUACACGCAAUACCCGUCGCUUUGAGAAAACUAAAGUAGCUAACCUCUGAUGCAUUUCUUGAAAAAUGAAUGCACAAAAGUGUUUGUCACUAAUGUGUCUGAAGUCAAAUUCUUCAUGCAUUCAAGGCGUGGACUUUGGUUUUAUUGGCUUUUGCAGUAUGCAGAUAAUCAGCUGGGCAUUGUAUGUGUGGGAAGCAGGUGGUCUUUGUACUUUGAUAUUAAAAUACCGCAUUUAAUCUCA